AUGUCUGUAUCUCCCUCUGAGACGCCCGCAUUGCGGCCGAACAGCGCUUCUGCUCCUCCGGCGGAGGACCACCAACCUUCCCCUCUUCCUUCCGCCGCCGCUUCCGCCGCUCCUCCGGGGGCAAGGCUCAUUCCCCUGCGUGGCGCGAGAUCUGCGCGAACCGCCGAGUCGCCAUACGCAAAAGUGCCAAAUUCCACUGUAACGACCCAGAGCCCGUCCGCGACGCGGUUCGUCCCUCUCAGGCUGCGCCUCGGGAAGCUGCAGCACCAGCAGCAGCGGCGCGAGAUGGAGGGUGCGACGGACAUUGCGAACCAGGGCGGCCCGAUACUGGCCUACCCGAAGGUGUACUUAAUCUACUAUGGGACCUGGCCUGAGGGGGCCGGGCAGGAUGCGAUUGAGAAUUUCAUAAACUCGCUGGGCGGGGAUGCGGGGAACCAGGGGGACCCGACGGGGGAGAGCAGCGUGCGACGGUGGUGGGACAUUUCGACCAACUACUACCAGAAUAACGACGACGGCUCUCAGACGUUCGUCAGCCCCGAGAUCGUGUUUGGCGACACGGUGACAGACGAGGGAUCCAACGGCUGGGAAUCCAUCGAUUUGGGGACGACACCACAGCCCAAAUCCAUCACUUACCAACCGUAUUCCACAUCCCCAAACCCAUCCAGCGUCACGCCCAAUGGCAUGCCUGGAAUAGACGGCAUGAUUUCCACCAUUGCUCACGAGAUUACCGAGGCUGCUACCAACCCUGACGUCUCGUCCGGGUGGAUGGCCUCUGACGGCGAAGAGAAUGCCGAUAUGUGCGCGUGGCAGUAUGGCGACGUUUCGCAGGAUACUGAUGGAGAUGGAAACACUUAUGAUUAUAACAUGGUGGGGAACGAUGGGAUGCGGUUCAUGGUUGAAGGUAACUGGGACCUCAUUACCAAUUCAUGCCAGAUUCAAGCACAGGAUGAUGGUUACUCGCCCGAAGCACUUGCCGCCAGCGCUGCUCUUUUGGAGCAGAAUCCUGAUGUGUACGCUGCACAAACAGGCGUCCUCCCCCUCCCCUCCCUCCUGCCAUACCACUUUCCAUCAGUUACUCGCCCGAAGCACUUGCCGCCAGCGCUGCUCUUUUGGAGCAGAAUCCUGACGUGUACUUAUUCGCCCGAGGCACUAGCUGCCAGCGCUGCUCUCCUAGAACAAAACCCUGACGUGUAUGUGACGUGGAACUACCGCAAGAAGGCCUCCUUUCCCCUCCUUCUCCCCUUCCAUCUUACUUUCAGCUAUUCGCCCGAAGCACUAGCCGCCAGCGCUGCUCUUUUGGAACAAAAUCCCGAUGUGUAUGUGACGUGGAACUACCGCAAAAGGGCUUUUGUGCACCGAUGCGGCGCCCUGGAGGCAGGGGCGGAUGGGAGCAGGGAGGGGAAAGCGGUGCAGAGGGGUGCGGAGGUGAAAGAGGGGGAGAAAGAGGCGCAGGGGAAAGAGGCGCAGGGGGAGGGGGUAUCAGAGAAGGGAAAGGUUGGGACGGAUGGGGCAAUGGGGGAGGUGGAGAGUGCGGGAGGGAGGGAUGGCAAUGGGGAGGAGAGUGAAGUUGGGGGAGAGAAUGAUGGGAAGCAGGGAGAGGAGCAGGAGAGGGUAGAACGGGAGCGAGAGGAGCGGGUGAGGAGGGAGGAGGAGAGGAGGGAAGAGGAGAGGAGGGAAGAGGAGAGGAGGGAAGAGGAGAGGAAGAUAGAGGAAGCUAAGGGUAAAUUGGCUGACGAAGAGCUGAAACUGAUAGAAGCAGCCCUACGAACCAACCCCAAGUGCUACGGCGCCUGGCACCACCGCAGGUGGCUCUUCGCCCUCUCCUCCACCGAGCCUCUCCCGAGCCUUGGAGCCAGCCUCGGGCCGAGCCUGCAGCAGGUUCGGAUCAACCUGCGGUCGGAGGCUCGGAUUGCCCGGGAGCAGAAGCUGCUGGGGAUGAUGCUGAGUGCAGAUGAUCGGAAUUUCCAUGCCUGGGACUACUGGAGGUUUAUCUCCCAUGUGGCCCACAUAUCACCAUCCACGGACCUGGCGUUCACCAUGGGUCGAAUUAAUUCCAACUUCAGCAACUACAGCGCGUGGCACAGCAGGAGCAAGCUGUUGCCAAAGCUUCACUCAUGCCAAGCAUCCUUGGAGGUAAAAGCAGGACGAGCCACACCCUCUGCAUCAGAGACACGAGGCCUGCCCCAGGAAGCAUUGGAGGAGGAGUGUGAGCUGGUCCGCCAGGCCUUUUUCACCGAGCCUGACGAUCAGAGUGGGUGGAUGUAUCAGCACUGGCUGCUGCAGCAGAUCCUGCCUCCCCUGCCGCCCCACCUCCUCGCCUCCUGGCCUUCUCCUGGAAGCACCGUCUGUUUCAGCUUACCUGAAAAUUCACCUGAGAAGUCUCCUGGAGGCGAUUCUGCAGCUGUGGAGGGCGUUUCCGAUGCUUCUGCCGGAGCUGCGGGCCAGGUUCGGAUGUCGGCGGUGCUGGUGUUCUCCGAACCUGUAGUGGGGGUGACAAGAGAGAGUGUGUCUCUAACGGGGGCUGGGUUGGAGGUGGGUGAAUGGAGGGCCGUGGGGGGGGAAGAGGCGUGGCUUUCCGGGCGGCUGGCUGGAUGUGGGCGGGAAACGGGCGGCAAUAUGGGUCACUCGCAUGCGACUGUGCCGCCCAUGAGCCUCCCCACUCACGACUGGUCCAACUUCCUCUGGCCAUCAUCCCCCUCACCUUCCCCCCCGGCUUCCGCUCCUGCUGCUGCUGAUGGUGCUGCUGACGGCGAUGCUGCUAGUGCUGGUGGUGUUACGAGAGGGCGCGAGCAGUGGCGGGUGGACGUGGUCCAACGGGAGAUUGACAUGUGUCGCGAGCUCAUUGACCUGGAGCCAGAUAGCAACUCAGUAAUUCCGCAUGGCCCUUUUCCCGCAUUUGUCCCCCACUUGUCUCCUAAACGCCCCCCCUCCUUGCAGCAAGUGGGCCCUCCUUUCGCUGUCUUGCCUCCUAUCCACUCACUGAGUCACAAGUCCGCUUCCUCUUCCCCCUCCCCCCACCACCCUUGUUCCUCCCCUCCUUGCAGCAAAUGGGCUCUCCUCUCUCUCGCUCGCCUCCUCUCCACACGCCGCCAGCUCCACCACCUCUUGCCGAUCCUGCCCGUGCAGGCUCGGCAGGAUGCCGAGGCUCGCGAGGAGGUUCGGUCGUUGCUUCGGCGGCUGGUGGGGAUCGAUCCGUACCGCAAGGAGUAUUACCGGGACCUGCUAGAAGCGCUGGAGGGAGAGGAGGUGAGAAGGGUGUGUGUAAGGAGUGUGUGUUAA
Closterium sp. Naga37s-1 is the source of this 3279-nucleotide messenger RNA. NCBI's taxonomy places the organism in Eukaryota, Viridiplantae, Streptophyta, Zygnematophyceae, Desmidiales, Closteriaceae. The record is from the annotation of a GenBank genome assembly.